This is a messenger RNA of Cyclocybe aegerita, 1824 nucleotides long. NCBI's taxonomy places the organism in Eukaryota, Fungi, Basidiomycota, Agaricomycetes, Agaricales, Hemipholiotaceae. The record is from the annotation of a GenBank genome assembly.
AUGCCUGUACCUCCCAUGACCUUUGUUCUUGUGCAAUUGUCACUCGUUUCGCUGGCGUGUCUCGCGUAUAGUGCAAUCACUCCAGGCCCGGAUCUCCUUGUGCACACCACCUCUGGGCGUGUGCGAGGAUUCUUGGACUCCACGACCACAAAUGUGGAGCUGAAAAAGUGGCUCGGGAUACCCUUCGCCGAGGACACCGCAGGCCAAAACCGUUGGCGGCCGCCCAAACCACUAAAGCCAACGCGAGACUCAAUACUCAACGCGACAACCUAUGGACCGGCGUGUCUGCAAGGAAGGUCGGCUGAUGGAGGGAACGGCACUUCGAUCCAAAGCGAGGACUGUCUGCGGAUUAACAUUAUUGCACCCUCGAACGCGAGCGACCUCCCUGUUUACCUCUAUUCCCAUGGCGGAGGGUUCGACAGUGGUGCUUCGUCGGACCCAAAAAUCGACGGGACAUACUUGGCUGCGAGGGGUAUCGUAUUCGCAAGCUACAACUACCGCCUCUCACUGUUUGGAUAUCCACACGCCGAAGAAAUAGCAGAAGCAGGUGAGACACAGAAUUUCGGACUUCUCGACACUCGGGCUGCCGUGGAAUGGUUAUACGACAAUGGCAAACAAUUCGGUGGUGAUCCCAAGAAAAUCACGCUCGGAGGCGAGUCAGUAGGAGCAGAAAUGACCAACUUCUAUCUGUCUGCGUACCACAAGGACCCGCUCAUCCGAGGAGCUGUGAUGCAAAGUGGAGAUACCUUGCAACCAAUGUGGCAGAUAAAUGAUCAGAUUUCAAAAGUCGCUGCGAACGUGAGCUGCCCAACAGGUCGUGGGCUUCUCACCUGUCUUCGACGGAAGUCUGGAACAGAGUUGCGCCAAGCCCUUCUCUCGACCGGCACGCAAUUCCAACCGGUGGUGGACAAUAUCACGGUGUGGAAAGACUUUGUUGUCCAAACGAAGGCAGGCCUAACUGCCCGCGUCCCACUGUUGAUAGGGACGAACAAAGACGAAGGGACGCUGAUAGUAGAAGGCGAACCUACAGCGUAUCUGCCUGAUAUCGUCCAAUACAGUAAAAGCAACAACCUUAAUUUCCCCUUCGCCAAUGUCUCCGAGCUGCAGAAGAACUAUCCCGUACCCUCGGGUGCCUUCUCGACUGCAUACAAUGCAUCUGCAGGGAUGUGGAGAGACGCCCAUAUGCUCUGCCUAGCCAGCAACCUCGCGGGUCUUCGGUCGACCGUGCUGGGUCUCCCGGUGUGGCGUUACCGGUUCGACCAUGUUGCAGCCAACCUCAACUCACGAGUGCGAAUCGGGGCAUUCCAUGGGUCCGAGAUUCGCUUCGUCAUGGGCCAGUGGAGGACGAUAGUGUUAUCGCCACCCUUCUUACCAGCCACUCCAGAACAGAUAGCUAUUUCAGACCUCAUGGUUACUGCCUGGACGAAUUUUAUCAAAGAACCCCACAAAGGGCCGCGUAUUCCUGGAUGGAGUAAAUACAAUCCUGAGCACGCAAGUACGUUAGCGAUUUUGGGCACCUCCGUCAGUGGUGCCAUGCCGGGCGACCACUUCUUCGCGGACCGCCCUUGUGCGUACUGGAAUACCAUUCUACCUGUCUUCCCUCAGGUUGACGUUCCCGAGGUGUGGAAACUGGACGUGUUAGCCACUCACAUCCGCUCGUCUAUUCUCGCGGAGAAGUGGGGAGUAAUACAUACGCCGGUGUCUGUUGGAAAUCUCUGCCGAGAGGCCGUGAUUGGAGUACUCCUGAAGAGCCAGAACGUCGCCGUUCACGAAGUCGCAGGAAGGAGAGAGGCAAAAAAGCUUGAUGGACUCGAAGCGUCCUGA